AUGGAGACUGUUUCGUUGGAAACAACUACAGAAGCUACUGUUUCGAACUCAAACGAGUGCCAGCCGAAUCUUGAGUUGAGUGAUAAGCAGAAGAAUAGAUCGGGGAAAAAGAAGAAGAAAUCGAGGAAGAAGAAAAAUAAGCCGAAGAGCAAUGAUUCUCAUAUCAAUAACCAAACUGGGAAGGCGGAUGAGGCCGCUUCAUUUGAAGAGAGAAAGGAGGGGGAAACAGAGAAAACCACCAGUGAAGUUCAAGUUCAGUUUUCCGGGAAUUGUUUGUCUACAUUACCUAUAGCUUCAUGCCAACGAGCUUCAGUCUCACGCGAGGAGUCUGGAGUUACACUAGUUACUAUAGACCCAAUUUUAUCAACGAAAGAGGAUUCGGUACCAGUUGCUAAUAGGAAUGGUUCUAAUAGAAAAAAACCAAGGAGAAGAAAGAAGAAGAAAGAGGAUGCUUUGUGUGGAGAGAAAAUGUUGGGUGAAGAUUUAUGCCAACAAGCUCAGGAUUCAUGUGAAAAGCCUGAGGCUGCACAACUUCUUUCAGACCCAGCUUUGUCAACCCGAGAAGAUUCACAGCCAGAUGCUAUUAACAUGACUUGUUGUGGGAGAAAGAGGCAAAGAAGAAAAAGAAAGAGAGACAAAGAAGAAAGAGAAAGUGGUGUUGAAACAAAUUCAGAGGUUGCUACGAUAUGUGAUGCUAGGCACGAUUCUGAAGCUGAAGGAUCGAAAUUGAUGAGUAUUGAGGACAAAAGUGCUGCUGAUGUUGUGAUCAUUGGUCGUCUGAAAUCGAAGGAUGUUACAGUGGAACAACAAAUGGGCGCAGAUGUCAAAGCCAAUGAUACGGUGUCCCAAAUUCAAAAUCCUAAACGCAAGAAAAAGAAGAGGAGAACAAACAAAACAAUGGCGGUCUGCGACACAUUAGUAAAUGCUGUAGCAACCUCCAUGAAAAGCGGGUCAGUAGAGUGUAUGGAAACUGCAGGUGUGUGUGAUGUAAGGAGCAAAAAACGGAAGAGCAAGAAGAAGAAAAGGUCAUCGACAGAUCGGAGUACUGCAGAUAUGGAGGUCUGCGAUCCAUCAGGAAAUGCCUUAUUAGCCACCGUAGAAAGUGGAUCUGUAGACUGUUUGUUGGAUCAUUCAAACAAGGAAGUUUUGGAAAAUUGUGAUAGGAAUGCUGCACAAGAGUUUUUGGGCGAGGAUGGGACAAGUAGAACUGGAAAAUCCGCAACGGAAGAGAUACGUGAACUCCAGUAUCGUGGAACAUGCAAAGAACAGAGAAAAGAUGAAAUUGGUGAUUCUAAACAAAAGAGGAAGCGAAAAAAGAGCGAUAAGAAGAAAAAGUCUUGUGAAGAUUACGAAACUGAUAAUAUGGAUGAGAAGAAGGAUGAUGUUUCUGAACCUAGAAAUGAGGAAGAACUAGAAUCUGCCGAGGAAAAGCUUGAAACAUCUCUGUCAACUUCUGUCUUAAUACUCAAUAAUGUGGCUCAAGGUGUUGCUUCACCAGAAACUGGAGAUAUACCUAGAUGCUCAUGCGAAGGUAAAAGUACCAGAAAGUUGGUUGUAUUUGAUUUGAAUGGAAUCCUUGUAGACAUUGCUCGGGGGCAUACAGGUCAAUUUGUUCCAGAUGGUAAAAUAUCAGCCAGAUCAGUUUUUAGGAGACCUUUUGUUACAAGUUUUAUUGAUUUCUGCUUUGAGAGAUUUAAUGUUGGGAUAUGGUCUUCCAGGCUCAUUGGAUUGGAUUAUAUGACCAACGUUGUCAUGGGAAACUAUGGGAAAAAUCUGCUGUUUUGUUUCGAUCAGAGUAUAUGCAUUACAACAGGCUUCAAAACUCUGGAGAACAGCUCAAAACCUUUGUUCCUCAAGGAUCUAAGAAGAGUAUGGGACCGUUUUGGGGCAUGUCUCAAUUGUGGAAAACGAAAGUAUGAUGAGACAAACACUUUGCUUGUUGACGAUUCACCUGACAAGGCCUUGUGUAAUCCUCCGCACACUGGAAUCUUUCCUUUCCCGUACCAGUACACAGACCUUAAAGAUUGUGCAUUGGGACCUGAUGGUGAGCUAAGGAAGUACCUAGAAAGGUUAGUGGAUGCGGAGAACGUUCAGAAAUUUGUAGAGGAGAAUCCAAUUGGUCAGACUGCCAUAACUGAGACACACCAAUCAUGGGAUUUCUACUCUAAGGUCGUCAAGGCACAUAAAUCGAUCCAGGGGAAUUUUGACUAUAAGUAA
Molecule: messenger RNA, 2217 nt
Organism: Thlaspi arvense
Lineage: Eukaryota; Viridiplantae; Streptophyta; Magnoliopsida; Brassicales; Brassicaceae
Source: the annotation of a GenBank genome assembly